AUGGAAGCCGGUGAAAGCUCCCUGGCAUGGACUGAAAGGUCAACCCAGUAUCAACAUGGAGCUGAUGGGAUGCCGACUGACCUUGAAGACCUUCGGCAGACCAUCCGAAUAAUCGCUGAGGAAGUUCACGAACAAAGUCAGGACUUGACUCAUCUCCUACAGAAAACCCUUCUCAGCGGUCGGAAUAAAUCCCUGGCCUCGCAGAACAAAAGUAUGCGCGCUGAAGACACAACCAUGAAAGAGUUCGAGGAAGCCCAUCAAGCUGUACCCGCACUCACCGACCCCGACCCUGAGGCCUCGAAAAAGUCAGUCCGCAUGAGUCUGCCUGAGGCGUUGGAGGCUAUCCAGAAUACUGUGGAGAGCUUUGCUCGGGGCGGACAGGAAGAUCACGCUGAGCUGACCUUCACACUCGGCCAGUUCCCGGCGGAUCGUCAGACGGAGCCGAAAGCUCAACAGCUCAACAGCGAAAUCAAAUCGGCUCUUGGGGCAAUUUCUUCUAUGCCUAUGUCCAGGGCUGCUGACUUAGAUGGUACAUCGGGCUUUGGAUCUCAGAAAGCGGCUGUCACCAAUCUGCCCUCGUCUAACGCAGUAAGUGAACUACACAAAGUCUGCAGCAAUCUGCCCGAGGCUUUGGAGACGAUGCGUGAAAGCAUUGAACUUCUCGCCCAGGCAGUCCACAGGGACAACGCGGAGUUGACUCGGCUCAUCCGAAUGUCAAUGAAUUCCCCCGGCCAAGGUCGUGCUGAUACUGGUCUGACCGUGGGAUCCAAUUUGACUUCGCCGCCUCCAGCUACAGGCGACUUGCAUGAGAUCCAACUCGGCCUCCGGGAAUUGGACGAGGAAAUCCACCGGCAAAACAGACAGAUGAAGUCCAUUCUCAUGCAGGCGCUAGAAGUGCAACCGGAGAUGAUAGCUGCAGCGGAGGAGAGGGAUGAGGUCCUACUGCCACGCGGUGGGUUCUUGAAUGAAGGAGCAACGCUGCGAAAGGAAAACCGACCGUUCGCCAGUUCUUCCCAGUCGAAACGAAAGAAGGGUAGUCGAGCUGACGAAUCCUCCCUCCUGGAGUUCAAAACUAGCGGCAAGGCCAGAGACGACUUUUUACUGGAUGACAUUGGCGGCGGCGGCGGCGCUGGAGCAGGUCCCCACUUCCAAAUGGACAAUACGGAGAGAACAUCGAUUGCCAGUCUGCCACCGCUCACUGUUCCAGAGGUAAUGGAGCCUCUGAAGAACCUACGGGCCAGCGUGCGUCAACUGGAGGCUGACCUCAAGGCAGAUAGACGGGGCGCCAAUCUCUCCAGAACCAUAGACGCCAUCAAGGCCAGCGCUGAAUCAAUCCGCAGCGAAAUGGAGACGAUGCAGCCACCGCCGGUGCCAUCAAAGAAAAUCGCAACAACAGAUCAACAAAACCUGCCAGCCUCCGAUCCCCUAGUGCAAGCAGUCCUUGAAAUGAUCAAGCAGGUAGUCAAGGCGAGAAGAGCGGCAGCAAAGGAGGCGGACGGCGCAGAGGCCAUGAAAGUGCUUGCCGAAAUUCGCAAAUGCAUGCAGUCUAGCCAAAGUGGGUUCCCUGCCAGCACCAACAACGGGGUCCUCAGCAAUUUGGGCGGCUACGAGGGCAUCCGGCUGGUAGUGCAGAUGGUGAAGGAUGCGCGGGCUCAGGGCUUGUAA
This is a messenger RNA of Spirometra erinaceieuropaei, 1665 nucleotides long. Lineage: Eukaryota; Metazoa; Platyhelminthes; Cestoda; Diphyllobothriidea; Diphyllobothriidae. The record is from the annotation of a GenBank genome assembly.